Messenger RNA from Ixodes scapularis (black-legged tick), 1515 nucleotides. RefSeq names its product cytochrome P450 2H2. The record is from RefSeq and is a predicted model, not a curated record. The transcript is spliced from 9 exons. Bases 1 to 1515 code for a protein of 504 amino acids. NCBI's taxonomy places the organism in Eukaryota, Metazoa, Arthropoda, Arachnida, Ixodida, Ixodidae. Gene Ontology annotation, molecular function: heme binding; iron ion binding; monooxygenase activity.
AUGACAGAGUGGAGCUCGGAACUUUCACAAUGGGCGUUCAGCAUCGUUGCCGCCGCUUUGGUAUGCUGGCUGGGUCUAAUAAGUCUACGGAGAGUAGUUCGACCCCAAACAAAGAAACAACCUCCUGGACCCUGGGAACUUCCUUUGGUCGGAAGCUUGGGCAUCAGCAGCACCGCAUCGUUGUUCCGAAGAUCUGUGGAGUGGACGAAGCGUUACGGUCCCAUAUUCAGAGUAAAAAUUGGAACGGCUAACGUAGUCAUUCUGAGCGACGUGGACCACAUCAAAAAGUUCUACUCUUCAAAGAGUGGCGUGGUCCGCCCUUCGAAUGCGAUUCUUGAGGAACUCAGACCCAGUACCAAACGCAUUUCUAAUCUUAACGGAGAAGCGUGGACGCAGAACAGAACCUUCAUCUUGCGUGUAUUUGGAGACCUGGGCUUUGGGGAGCCUUCAAUGGAAGAUCAUAUCAUGGAAGAGUUGCAGGAGCUGGUCAGCCGAAUAUCUAACACAACGGGGUGCCUGAUCAACAUCAAGGAUUACAUCACAGCCAGCGUGUCCAACAUCAUCGCUGCUGUUAUGUUUGGAUCCAGAUUCAAGAUAGGGGACGCCGAGCACGACUACUUAGUAAAGCUUGUUAGAAGCGUCCUGGAUGGUUCUGAAUCUGGCUUGAUGGUAGACAAGAAGCCAAACUGGCUCAGUAGAGUCGCGACCAGUCUUCAAACGAAAGCACAAGUCAAUCAGAAAUCUCGGUUGAUGAUGCAAGAUUUUGUCAAAGAACAAAUCACGGAACACAAAAACACGCUGAAUCCAGACUUCAAUCGGGACUUCAUCGAUGGCUACCUAAAGAAGAUAAAGGAAAGUGAUUACAAGUCAGCUUCUCAUUUCAAUGAAAAUAACCUCCUGGGAAAUGCCGCGGAAUUCCUUCUGACCGGAACCGGCCCUUCUUCGACUCGGAUCUUCUGGUUUCUUCACAUUUGUGCCCAGAAUCCGAACUCGGUGCAGAACAGAAUCCAGAGGGAAAUUGAUGAUGUCGUCGGACCUCACAGGCAGCCUACAUGGGAGGACCGCAAGAAGAUGCCCUUCACCAUGGCCAGCUUGAAAGAGGGACUGCGAUGGAAGACGAUAGGACCCAUCGGGGGCUCCAGAGGAACUUUAAAAGACACCUUUAUCGGCGAAUACUUCAUUCCUAAGGGAACUAUCGUUUUGUUAAAUUUGAGGGCGGUGCACAGAAAUCCGGCUUACUGGGACAAUCCCGACGAAUUUGAUCCCACAAGAUUCAUGACGAGUGACGGCAAAUUGCUCGAAAAGAACGAGGAUUACUUCAUACCGUUCGGAGUCGGUAGAAGAAAUUGUCCGGGCCAGGUUUUAGGCAAUGCCCAGAUGUUCCUGUACACCACAACACUGCUUCAGAAGUUCAACAUUUUUCCUGAAUACCAGGACCAGCUGGAGAGCAUCGGUUCCCCAGACCUAGCGACGGCUGAUCCCCGUGUUCAAAAAUUGCGCUUUGUCCCGCGAUAA